UCUGUCGGUAUUGUUGGUACCCACGGAUGUCUAGUUGUCAAAUAGUAAAGUCGACAGUCGUAGCCGUCAACUUGCUGCCCGCUGGCACUCGUUGGUUACCUGCGAAAGUGACAAGUUGUCGUGAGUUUGGUAAAAUAAAAGUGAAGACAAGUAAAAGAGUAUGGCAUCAAAAUUAAUUUUGGGAGUGCGCUUAACUCCUCAAUCGUUCACUACAGUUAAACUCGAUCACGUCAACCUUGACAACAAAGUUGAACACCUAAAGACAGAAGCUGCACUAAAAGUUAACCUCCCGAAAGAAUGUCUUGAACUAAUUUACUGCGGAUGCAUUUUGGAGGAUGAUGCUACCUUGGCAUCGUGUGGAUUAAAAUCUGGAGUUAUGAUUCAUGUACUGAAGAAAAAAGAACCAGAAGUUCUUGUUCCUGCUAAACCCAUUUCCGAAGCUAGCGUUUUACACCUUGCUUCUGCCUUUCGAUCAUUCAAUGUCAAUCCUGCUCUGCGCAGUGCUCUGCAUCGACUGAGCAAACGACCUGAAGUUAUUGAAAAUAUAAUUUCAUCAUCACCAGGAUUAAGUGACGAUUCAGUGGCUAUCGCUAUGCUUCAAGAUCCAGACCUAAUGGCUCACUUUACCGAUCCAGAUACUGUUAGAAGAAUAGCAGAACUACACCCUUGUCUGGUCGAAGCCGCUCAGCAUAUUGCUGCUGCGGUACAUGAAGAAGCUCACAGUAAUUCGGCAGGAACUUCAAAUGCAUCAACAUCGUCAACCCAUCACACUGCCUAUUCCUACAGUCUCGACAAUAUGAGCGACGAUGAGGAAAUGGCAGGGGAUUCUUCUCAAUCGUCAGAUUCUGCCCAGCCGACAGGCCUAUCCAGGAACCAAUCCAACUCGGCUAUUACAACUGCACAACUGGCUGCUGCUUUGGUCAGAGCUGGAGCUCGAGGCUUUCCUCUUUCAAGUUCCUCAUCUACGUCUGGCGGUGGUUCAUCUACUAGAGUAAUAACAACGGAAAUGUUUUCCCAAGCCAUGCAGCAUGCCUUUUCUUCUGGUCCUACGCAACCUCUUAUACCGCCCUUACCUCCAGUUCUUCCUCAGCCAUCGGAAUUGCAAACACAACUUACUCAGAUGCAUGAAAUGGGCCUUCAAGAUGACACCGUCAAUGUUCAGGCACUACAAUUCACCAACGGAGAUGUACAAGCUGCUAUAGAAUUGGUAUUUAGUGGGUUUAGUGACACUUAAAGAUAGUAUUUUAUUCGUGUCUUAUUACAAUUUACUACUGUGCAUAGCAGGUUACUACAUCACAUCAAUUGCUAUGCAAAAUUCAAAACUGCCGGCCCGCGUUUCUUUUGUUCUCAUAAAGUAGGAACUAAGUUGAACAUUUUCCUGGCAGCAAAUAAAUCGAACUCACUUUAUUCUUUUACCUCAUACGCCUUUGCAAAUAUCUAAACUAUUUGAUGUGCAGAUGAAUAAAAGUAAUAAAUAAUUCA
Neodiprion fabricii is the source of this 1482-nucleotide messenger RNA. Its product is annotated as ubiquitin-like protein 7. NCBI's taxonomy places the organism in Eukaryota, Metazoa, Arthropoda, Insecta, Hymenoptera, Diprionidae. The transcript has 4 exons. Gene Ontology annotation, biological process: ubiquitin-dependent protein catabolic process. Gene Ontology annotation, molecular function: polyubiquitin modification-dependent protein binding. The coding region runs from base 161 to 1234 and encodes 357 amino acids. Gene Ontology annotation, cellular component: cytosol. The record is from RefSeq and is a predicted model, not a curated record.